AUGAUGGACGCGGAGCGUCUGAGCUACAUCUUCUCCUUCAUCGGUCUAGGGUGGUAUAUCGCGAUGUGGUUCAUUGUGCUACUGGGAGCGUUCUCCGCUCGCCAAAGGUAUCGACCUCAGCGCCAAUCGUUUUCUUGGCGUCCUUUGCUGCAAGUCCCGGGAGUAUCCAUCCUCAGGCCUCUCAAAGGCCUAGAUACCAAUCUUUACGAAAAUCUGGAAUCCACCUUCAAACAAGACUACCCGAAUUAUGAAAUACUCUUCUCUGUGGCGGACGAACAGGAUGGUGCACUCCCCAUAGUCAGGGAGUUAAUAACGAGAUACCCUAAUGUCAACGCGGAAAUCGUUAUUGGAGAACAAGUCGUUGGCGUGAAUCCCAAGGUCAAUAAUCUUAUUCGUUCAUAUCACAAAGCAGCCCACGACAUCAUCUGGGCACUCGACUCCAACGUCUCGGUUGAUCCAGGAACCUUGGGACGAUCUGUUGACUCUCUGAAUGCGCCAUUAUCUCCAUCGCAAAAACCGAUCGGCCUGGUGCACCAUGUUCCAUUUGCAUUCUGCAACGAGUCGCAUACCGGUUCCAGGAUAGAGGCGGCCUUUCUGAACACAACUCACGCGAAGAUGUAUAUCGCUAUAAACACUGUAGCGAUCGAAUCCUGCGUCGUUGGAAAGUCAAACAUUUUCCGCCGAUCAGACCUUGAGCGCGUCGAUGGCAGCCUCCGACCCAGGAAUAAAAGGGCUACACCUCAGCCGACAGCCUGUGGUUUGCACGUUUUCGGUCGUUUCCUCGCAGAGGACAAUAUGAUCGCAAGUGCGCUGUGGCAUGAGUUAGGUCUUAGGCACGAGCUAUCCUGCGACGUAGCUCAUAACGCUGUCGGAAAUAUGUCGCUCUCCGACUAUUUUUGGCGAAGGGUUCGCUGGAUACGAGUCCGACGGCACAUGGUCUUGACUGCGACAUUACUGGAACCAUUCACUGAGUCUGUGAUGCUGUGCAUAAUUGGAAGCUGCAGCAUCGGCCAUCUCUUCGGUUUUCCGUCAUGGAUAUUUGCACCCAUGCACUUUGCUUUCUGGCUUUUAGUUGACCUCGAUGUUUACGCAUCACUUGCUGGGCGCACUAUGGCAAGUUCUGUGGCAUUUGACUUCAUCGUGGCAUGGGUUGCGCGGGAGAUGCUCACAUUGCCCAUCUGGGUUUGGGCAAUGCUCGGGAGCGAGGUCUCAUGGCGAGGAACCAAAUACCAAAUGCUCCGCAAUGGCGAGGUAAGACCCAGCCUCACAACUUGA
Laccaria bicolor S238N-H82 is the source of this 1275-nucleotide messenger RNA. RefSeq names its product glycosyltransferase family 21 protein. Bases 1 to 1275 code for a protein of 424 amino acids. Gene Ontology annotation, biological process: glucosylceramide biosynthetic process. The transcript has 3 exons. NCBI's taxonomy places the organism in Eukaryota, Fungi, Basidiomycota, Agaricomycetes, Agaricales, Hydnangiaceae. Gene Ontology annotation, molecular function: ceramide glucosyltransferase activity. The record is from RefSeq and is a predicted model, not a curated record. Gene Ontology annotation, cellular component: membrane.